Messenger RNA from Diceros bicornis minor, 971 nucleotides. RefSeq names its product ataxin 3 (gene ATXN3). Gene Ontology annotation, biological process: protein deubiquitination. Gene Ontology annotation, molecular function: cysteine-type deubiquitinase activity. The record is from RefSeq and is a predicted model, not a curated record. Gene Ontology annotation, cellular component: nucleus. NCBI's taxonomy places the organism in Eukaryota, Metazoa, Chordata, Mammalia, Perissodactyla, Rhinocerotidae. Bases 30 to 935 code for a protein of 301 amino acids. The transcript has 10 exons.
CGGGGGCCGUUGGCUCCAGACAAAUAAACAUGGAGUCCAUCUUCCACGAGAAACAAGAAGGCUCACUUUGUGCUCAGCAUUGCUUGAAUAAUCUAUUGCAAGGAGAGUAUUUUAGCCCUGUGGAGUUAUCUUCAAUUGCACAUCAGCUAGAUGAAGAAGAGAGGAUGAGAAUGGCAGAAGGAGGAAUUACUAGUGAAGACUAUCGCACAUUUUUACAGCAACCUUCUGGAAAUAUGGAUGACAGCGGGUUUUUUUCUAUUCAAGUUAUAAGCAAUGCCUUGAAAGUUUGGGGUUUAGAGCUAAUCCUGUUCAACAGUCCAGAGUAUCAGAGGCUCAGGAUCGAUCCCAUAAACGAAAGAUCAUUUAUAUGCAAUUAUAAAGAACACUGGUUUACAGUUAGAAAAUUAGGAAAACAGUGGUUCAACUUGAAUUCUCUCUUGACGGGUCCAGAAUUAAUAUCAGAUACAUACCUUGCACUUUUCUUGGCUCAACUACAGCAGGAAGGUUAUUCUAUAUUUGUUGUUAAGGGUGACCUGCCAGAUUGUGAAGCUGACCAACUCCUGCAGAUGAUCAGGGUCCAACAGAUGCAUCGACCAAAACUUAUUGGAGAAGAAUUGGCACAAUUAAAAGAACAGAGAGUCCAGAAAACAGAUCUGGAACGAGCCUUAGAAGCAAAUGACGGGUCAGGAAUGUUAGAUGACGACGAGGAGGAUUUGCGGAGGGCUCUGGCACUGAGUCGCCAGGAAAUUGACAUGGAAGAUGAAGAAGCAGAUCUCCGCAGGGCUAUUCAGCUCAGUAUGCAAGGUAGUUCCAGAAAUACAUCUCAAGACAUGCCACAGACAUUAGGUACACAUCUUACUUCAGAGGAGCUACGGAAGAGAAGAGAAGCCUACUUUGAAAAUCACAACUCAGAAGUAUAUGAAGGAAAGUUCUGAUCAACUGACAUCCUCUUAAUGUGAGAUAUUUCUAGU